AUGGAGAUUCAGUUCCAGAAGCAAAUAGAAGGGUUUUUAACACCCAAACAGAGCACAUUCAAUGAGAGAGACAUGAGAAGCACCAACAAGAGCAAGUUUGUUGGUGUGAGACAAAGGCCUUCUGGGAAAUGGGUGGCAGAGAUCAAGAACACAACUCAGAAGAUUAGAAUGUGGCUAGGCACAUUUGAUACUGCUGAAGAAGCAGCUCGAGCCUACGACGAAGCUGCUUGCCUUCUUCGUGGCUCAAAUACCCGAACCAACUUCAUCAAUCAUGCCCCCUCCAAUCCUGCUCUCUCUUUGAAAAUCAGAAAUCUCCUCAAUCAGAAGAAAGGCCUAAAACAAAGCCCUCCUUUCAGUUCAACCACUGCCAACAUGAAAACAAACACACUCACUAGUACUGAAACUAGUUCUACCAGUACUCCUAAAGCUAAUGGAUUGAAACCAGCUGAUACUCAGAUGUUUGAUGAGGCAUAUAAACCAGAUUUGAGCCACUGCUUGGGAGGAUAUGAAAUGGGUUCUUCUCAAUGUAAUCAACAAUCAGUGUAUACAAGUGAAUAUGAUCAUAAUAGUGUUUUUUCAGCUCAAGAAGGUGGUUUUGAGGCGCCAAAAAGAGUUGGUUUGGUGUCUGAGAUGAUGAGUGAGACUCAUCAGAUUCCAGAAUUUGAGCGCAUGAAGGUGGAGAGACAGAUAUCAGCAUCACUCUAUGCAAUGAAUGGGGUGAAUGAGUACUGGGAGAAUGUUCAUGAUUCCAGUGAUGCUUUUUGGGAUCUCCCCAUGCUUUGUCAGAUGUUCUGCCCAAGCUGA
This is a messenger RNA of Ilex paraguariensis (yerba mate), 804 nucleotides long. The record is from the annotation of a GenBank genome assembly. Lineage: Eukaryota; Viridiplantae; Streptophyta; Magnoliopsida; Aquifoliales; Aquifoliaceae.